AGUGUAUAAGUGGAAAUCAGUCAAAAGUUGACCUCAUUAAUAAUUUUUGUGUUUACUGCUAUCGAUUUCAUAAUUUUGUAAUACUUAAAAAAAUAUUCGCUUUUUUAAGAUUUAACGGUAAAAUUGUGUGAAUAAAAAUUUGCAGAAAAGUUUUUUUGCAAGUCUUUUGACGAAUACGUCACAGCGCCAUGUUGUAUUCCUGCGCUGAUUGCAGGCACGAGAAAUCUGCCAACCCGUUUAUUUUUUGGGAUUAGUUCCCGAGAAUAAAUCGAACUGCGAUUUUGUACUCAAAUAUAUUUGAAUUUAUAUUUGUUGGCAAAUGUUAUAGACUUUAGUGUAUUCGAUGCAUCCCAGUUGUCGCAUUUUGAGUGUUAACUCCUAAUUUCAACUGCAGUUUUGUGCAUCCGCGAAAGUUGAAAGGACUGUGUUGUAAAAGAAAGAAGUGAUAAUUAGCCAAAAUUCCGGUCCCUACGCGUAGACGAGAAGGUGCCUACCCGCCGGGGCAGUCAGGCGAAGGAGAUAUGAACAAUAAACGAAAAAAUCGCCAAGGGCCACCGAGAUCGCCGCGGGGCCGCGUCGUGGCCGAGGGUGUUUACAAUAACGCACACUUCAUGCACGCGGCCACGUCGCACGUCGGCGACAUCGUGCAAGUGCUCACACAGUCGGGCAGCCUGUGGGAGGGCGUGUUCAAAACUUUCAGCGCUCAGUUUGAGGUGGUACUAGAAGUAGCGCACCGCGUGGACCAAGAGGGCGUUGUGGCCGUGGACUCAGUGGUGGAGAAGCUGAUCUUCAAACCGCAGGAUGUGGUGUCGAUCCGCGCCAAGGACUCGGACCUCGAGUACGCGACGCACGAUGUGUUUCAAACAGACAGCGCGAUAUCUAGCAAGUUUAAUGGCAACGGGCGCUCAGCGGAGGAGCGGCAGCUAGAGCCGUGGGACGGCUGCGACGGCGACGCCGGCGACACGCCCUCGCUGAACGGUGACGCGCGCCUCGACGACCUGGAGCUGGACCGCGCGAACGGCUGGGACGCGAACGACAUGUUCCGCAAGAACGAGGAGGUGUACGGCGUGCACAGCACGUACGACCACUCGCUGGCUGGCUACACGGUGCAGCUGCAGCGGAAAGACACGCAGGACUAUAGGGAAGCAGAAGCCAAAGCGGAGGAGAUAGCGGCCGAAAUCGAGGGCGCGGCGACGUACAAGGCGCGCAUCGAACUGGAGAACGGCGACGAGGAGGAGCGGUUCGCGGCCGUGCUGCGCCCGCCGCAGGAGCAGCCCAAGUACGUCAUACCGAACAAGAGGAAGAACGGACAGCAGCAGCAGCAAGCGGGCAAGCCGGUGAAGGGCGGCGGCGGCGGCGCGGGCGGGGGCGGGUCGCCGGGCGCCAAGCGCGACAAGGAGCCGCGCCCGCCCCGCCACCACCUCACCCCGCCCGCCGACCAUGUGGUGACGAGUCCGGCGGGCGCGGGCGCGGGCGCGGGCGCGGGCGGCGCGGCGGGCAACAAGAGCUACGCGGCGCAGGCGGCCGGCCACCACGCGCCGCCCUUCCCGCACCACGCACACGCGCCAUCAAACAACAAAAUGAACGGCGAGCCCCGGACGCCGGUGCCGGCGCGGCAAGGCUUCCCGCCGCACCACCACCACAGCGGAGCGUCAGAGCCACCGAGUCGAGGCGGGCGCGGGCACGCGCCGCCGGACCCUCGGGAGCCACGGGACCCUCGGGAACCGCGAGACCCCCGGGAACAGAGGGAUCCCAGAGACCAGCGCGAUCCCAGAGAGCCGAGAGACCCAAGGGAACAAAGGGACCCACGGGACCAGCGAGAUAUCAGAGAACAGAGGGACCCAAGAGAACAAAGAGACCCCAGAGAGCAGAGGGAUCCCAGGGAACAGAGAGACCCGAGAGAACAAAGAGAUCCAAGGGAUCAACGGGAUCCCAGAGAGCAAAGGGAGAUUAGGGAACAGAGAGAUUCCAGAGAACCUAGAGAACCGAGAAGGCAAGAUGAACUACAGGAGCUGCGCAAGUUCGGGCAGGAGUUCAAGUUGGUGUCUGGUGCGGUGGGAGUGGGCGUGGGCCCGGCGAGUAUCGUGGGCGUGGCCGUAGGCGUGGGCGCCGCGCCGACCGCGCCCACGGCGCCGCCCGUUCAACCGCUGCAACCGCCGCCGCACAACCCACAGCCGCCGACUCAACCGUGUCCCGUGGCGCCCAGUCCACCGGAGGUGUCGGCUAAUGUGGGACCGCCGUCGGAACCUCACAAGCGACCGGCCAGAGCACCAGAACAUCACAAGCCAGCGGCGGCGGCGGCGGUGGCUGGGGCGGGGGCGGCGGGUGCGCCGAAGGCGGAGGAGGCGGAGGAGCGCGGCGCGUCGCCGCGGGACGGCGCGUCGCCCAGCGUGGAGCGCGCCACGGCCACGCUCAAGAAGUCCACGCUCAACCCCAACGCCAAGGAGUUCAACCCGAGCGCGAAGCCCUUCACGCCGCGCAGCCCGACCACGCCCUCGCACAGCAGACCGCACACGCCGAGCACGCCGAUGGGUGUGGGCGGCGUGGGCGUGGGUGGCGUCGGUGUGGGCGUGGGGCUCGGCGGUGUGGGCGUAGUGGGCGCCGGCGUGAGCUACGUGCCCGCACCGCCGCCCGGACCGCACAUGAUGGCCGCGAUGCCGUACGCGAUGAUGGCGGCGGCCGCGGCCGCGUCGCAGCAGCCGCCCGCCUACCUGCCGCAUCCGCAUCCCCCGCCGAACGGUCACGUGGAGAUGGGUUGCGAUGGGUGCCGGCAGUACGGCGCGCCGAUACUGCUGCUCGCCGACAAGCGCGACCGGCACGGGCACGAGGCGAUAUACGGAGCGGCGAUGGGCGGCGGCGCUGCGGUGGCCGGCGGGGCCGGUCAGCACGCGCCGAUACCUACACAGCCGCAGAGAAACUUCAGAAAGGGCAUGCAAGUGGCGACGGCGACGGGCCAGCCGCUGCUGGCGCCGGCGCCGAUGCAGCCGUUCGUGCCCUACCCGCACCCGCACCCGCACCCCGCGCCGCCGCAGCCCGCGCUGCAGUACCCGCACAUGGUGCGCAUGUACCACGGCGGCGGCGUCGGCGUCGGCGGCGGCGUCGGCGUCGGCGGCGGCGGCGCGGCGGAGGGGUACGCGCCGGCCGCGUCGCCCGCCGCCGCGUCGCCCGCGCUGUACCCGCCGCCGUCGCCCGCGCACACGCCGCACCCGCACCCGCACGCGCACGCGCACCACCCGCCGCACCACCACUACCAGCAGCCGCCGUUCCAGGUGCUGUGCCCGCUCAUGGGGCCGGGCGGCGGCGCGCACCACCACCACCACCACCACGUGGCGUACCUCAACCACGCGCCGCCCACCGCCUCGCCGCCGCACCACCCCCACCACCCGCACCCCGUUCAGCAAGUGCUGCUGCCGCCGCAGCAGCCCUCCGGCGGUUCGAGCACUCCGGGCGUGCACUCGUCCCACCCGUAGGGCGCGGCGGCCCGGCCCCGCGCGCGCCGCGCCCCGCCCCGCGCCCCCGCCGCGCCCCG
Molecule: messenger RNA, 3529 nt
Organism: Zerene cesonia (dogface butterfly)
Lineage: Eukaryota; Metazoa; Arthropoda; Insecta; Lepidoptera; Pieridae
Product: ataxin-2-like protein
Exons: 20
Coding region: 522-3470 (982 amino acids)
Biological process (GO): cytoplasmic stress granule assembly
Cellular component (GO): cytoplasmic stress granule
Molecular function (GO): RNA binding
Source: RefSeq, a predicted model, not a curated record